CCUAAACUGUACAGAAGCGAAGUUGAAGGCUGGGCGCGGAUAACAGAACGCUAUGGUUAAAAGAGACGUAGAAAAAUUAAAUGGACAUUUUAGCUACAUAUAAUAGUUACUGGAAAUCUGUUUUGAAUAAUACAACAUUUUUAAAUCAACCAUUUUUCCCCUCUUCCGUUUAAAAGGCCUUUUUUUGGGAGUCUAAUCGCCACAGUCUCUGCGUACCGACCCGCUACCAGGCAGUGAAACAUUUUCAUCUGGGCAGAAGAGGCUUUUUCCUUCUCGUCUGCGUGUUGGAUAUAUAGACGGAUUUGAUCGGAAUAUAUAUUUAAGACAAGUUGGAUCAUCAAUUUUGCUAAAUCGUUUAGCUAAAUGAGUAUAAUCUUCGUGGUUAUCUCUCCGAUCAGAUGUCAGAAAUCCAUAUGACAGUACCAGCCACACAAAAAAAUAUAUGUCUAGUUAUCUAACGUUAGUUGGCCUUUGGGAAAUGUAAGGUUACUUUAGCUGCGUUUCAUGGAUUUGUAAAGUCCUAUCAUAAACAGCGUGCUAGAUAGUUGUUUUGAAGUGUAUAUAUAUAUAUAUCUUUUCUUUCUUUCGUGAAUGCUGGUUCGCUGGUUAGUUAUGAGAAGGUUAACGUGUGAUGGCUGACUGUAGGUAACGUUACUGUAGCCCAGUACAGAGGAGACUCGGAUGUCGAAAUAAAACGUUUUGGCAAUCAAAAACAAUAGCUAGCUGGGUCCUAAAGUAGACAGACAACGUUAGCUAUUUUCAUAGCUCAUCAAUUGUUGCAAUAUUGAUGUUAGCUUUUGAUUUUUAAAAUAUUUUUUUAAUCACAUUUGUUUGUUUGUUGUUGCACUGUCUGGGACCUAAAUGACUGUUUGGACAAUCAAGGGUAAAUAACAAAUCAUGAAUAUCAACUGUUAAACCUAGAAGACAUUUAUUCAUCCAUAGUAUUUGAUUUGGACUAUGUUAGAUUAUUAGAUAGUCCGGGCGAAUGUGCUCGUCUAGCUCACAGAUUGAAAGGGGUGAAAUAAGGAGAACUUCUUGGAGAAACCGCCCGUCCCAAUUAAUCCCACCAGCCAUGGCAGUCCUGGGCCGAAUGUCGGGGCUGGCACUGGGGCUGUACGGCAUCCUGCUCCUCAGUCCCGUCGCUGCUGCCCAGAGCGAGGAGCGUGAGUGUGCCUUCAACGACCAGCAGCAGCAGUAUGACGAGCAGCGUGUGGGAGCAGUGGGAGGAGCAGGAGACUGGCCUAUGACCAGAGAGAAUACUACAAUACGCUGCAGUAAGGGCUCUCGAUGCUAUGGCCUGUGGGAGAAGACUAGAGACGGAGAGAUACACCUGGUCAAACAGGGAUGCUGGACUCACAUCGGGGACCAGCAGGAGUGCCAUGACGACCGUUGCGUGGUUACCACCACUCCGUCUCAGAUCCAGAACGGGACGUAUAGGUUCUGCUGCUGUAGCACUAACAUGUGUAACGUCAACUUCACCGAGGACUUCCCCCCGCCCAGCCCCACCUCUGCACAGCUAUACCCACGGCCGCUGUACCGCGAGGAGACCAUCGUGAUCGCCCUGGCGUCUGUCUCCAUAGUAGCGGUGCUGAUCGUGGCGCUGUUCUUCGGGUACCGCAUGCUGAGUGGAGACAGGAAACAGGGACUACACAACAUGGACAUGAUGGAGGCCGCAGCCUCAGAACCCAGCCUCGACCUGGACAGCCUUAAACUACUAGAGCUGAUUGGUCGAGGGCGAUAUGGCUCCGUGUAUAAGGGUUCUCUAGACGAGCGUACCGUGGCCGUCAAGAUGUUCACCUACCAGAACCGGCAGAACUUUGUCAACGAGCGAGCCAUCUACCGUGUCCCCCUGCUGGAGCACGAUAACAUUGCACGCUUCAUCGUAGGAGACGAGAGACUCACAGCCGAUGGACGCGUGGAGUACCUACUGGUCAUGGAGUAUUACCCUCAUGGUUCUCUGUGUCAGUACCUGAGUCUGCAGACAGGAGACUGGGUCAGCUGUUGUCGCCUUACACACUCUGUCACACGGGGGCUGGCCUACCUGCACACUGAGCUGCUGAGAGGAGACAUCUACAAGCCAGCCGUAUCUCACAGAGACCUGAAUAGCAGGAAUGUUCUAGUAAAGAACGAUGGGACAUGUGUGAUCAGUGACUUUGGUCUGUCCAUGAAGCUGACAGGGAACCGCCUGGUCAGGCCUGGAGAGGAGGAGAACGCUGCCAUCAGUGAGGUGGGUACAGUCCGAUACAUGGCCCCAGAGGUUCUGGAAGGGGCGGUGAACCUGAGGGACUGUGAGUCGGCUCUGAAGCAGGUGGACAUGUACGCCCUGGGGCUCAUCUACUGGGAGACCUUCAUGAGGUGUACUGACCUCUUCCCAGGAGAGACGGUGCCAGACUACCAAAUGGCGUUCCAGGCCGAGGCAGGGAACCACCCCUCCUUUGAGGACAUGCAGGUCCUGGUGUCCAGAGAGAAAGAGAGACCCAAGUUCCCCGAGGCCUGGAAAGAGAACAGUCUGGCGGUGCGGUCCCUGAAGGAGACCAUGGAGGACUGUUGGGACCAGGAUGCUGAGGCCAGGCUGACCGCUCAGUGUUCAGAGGAGCGCAUGGCUGAACUACUGCUGAUCUGGGACAGGACCAAGUCUGUCAGCCCCACGGUUAACCCUAUGACCACCACACUGCAGAACGAGAGGAACCUGUCCCACAGCCGCAGGGGUCCUAAAGUCAGCCCCUACCCAGACUACUCCUCCUCCUCCUACAUCGAGGACCACGAGGGCCACACGGUGAAGAACCUUCCUGGGGGGGACACCUCUGUAUCGGGUACCUCCUCCGUCGGCGUCCUGGGUGGAACUAGCAGUGUACCCGCAGGCCCAGAGAAGAACCGAAACUCUAUCAACGCCGAGCGUCAGCAGGCUCAGGCCCGUCUGCCCAGCCCAGAGAGCAGCGGCGCCAGCCUCUCCACACCCAACACGGUCAUGACCACCAUCUCUGAGUCGGGUCAAGGGGAGGACUCAUCCGGCCCACUAGGUGGCACUGUACUGGGGCUGGUGGUGCCGGUGUGUCUGCAGCUGACCCAGGAGGACUUGGAGACCACCAAGCUGGACCCUAAAGAGGUUGACAAGAACCUGAAAGAGUCUUCUGAUGAAAACCUUAUGGAGCACAGCCAGAAACAGUUCUCUGCUCCAGACCCCCUCAGCUGUAAGUCUUCCUCCCUGCUCUAUCCACUCAUCAAGCUGGCUGCGGAGGUGACUGGGGCCGGGCCUGGGGCCCAGGGAGGGUCUGGGACCGGGGCCAGUGGGAUGGGGGACCCUCCAGCUACUAUGUUCCCCCUGCCCAAACAGCAGAACCUCCCCAAGCGGCCCACCAGCCUACCACUCAACACCAAGGCCAAGGAGGGCUCUGGUUCCUCCAGGCUGAAGUCUGGGAAACACCGGUCCAACCUGAAACAGGUAGAGACGGGCGUGGCCAAGAUGAACACGGUCGCCCCAGCGGCAGAGCCACGCCUUGUUAACGUUACCAACAACGGGCCAACGGCCGUAGGAAACGGGGUGCGGAGCGGUGUAAGCGUCGUGGUCGUCAACGGUUACCUGAACGGAGGCGUGGCCUCUUCAACUGGAGGCGGGGCUCCUUACGGGACUACCAAUCCGGCGGGCCCUCAGGGGGAGUUGGGCGGAGCGACACCCUUGUUACAGACCCAGCUCAGCGGAGAGGACAGUAGACUCAACAUCAACUCCAGUCCUGAUGAACAUGAACCGCUGUUAAGGAGAGAGCAGCCCACCGCAUGUGACCAGAGACCAACCAAUCACCUGGCGGGCCGCACCAACACCAACAACAACAACAACCGUCUGGUGAUCACAUGUCCAUCUGUAGAGGGACAGCCUGAACCCCUCACGUUUGUCCCCAUACCUAGACCUGUCUCUGUACCCAAACCCAUCUCCGUACCUAUCACUGCCCCUCUCACUGCCCAACUACCAGUCCCAGUCUCAACCCCAGUCCCAGUCUCAACCCCAGUCCCAGUCUCAACCCCAGUCCCAGUCUCAACCCCAAUCCCAGUCUCAACCCCAGUCUCAACCCCAGUCCCAGCCCCACCAGUCCCAGUCUCAACCCCAGCCCCAGUCUCAACCCCAGCCCCAGUCUCAGUCCCAGUCUCAACCCCAGUCCCAGUCCCAUUCUCAGCCCCAACCCCAGUCCCAUUCUCAACCUCAGCCCCAGCGGCCCUCAGACAGCCCAAACCCAGACGACCUGAGAGACCCUGCUCCCUGGACCUGUCUGGCUCCUCACACAACAGCUCUUCAGGUGAUGGUUCGUCGCUGGACGGCCAGGGAGGGUCAGGUGAGAAGAUCAAACGUCGUGUCAAGACACCGUACUCCCUGAAGAGGUGGCGCCCCUCCACCUGGGUGGUCUCCAUGGAUACGCAGGUUGGAGAGGUAAACAACAACGGAACCUGUCGCUCCAAGUCCUCCACUGCCGUCUACCUGGUAGGAGGGGGGACUACCACAGCCACCAUGACCUCUGACCCCUGUGACCCUGGCAUGACCUGCCUGUGAACCCUGACCCCUGGAGCAGGGUGUGAUAACAGGUGGGCAGUGUGUUGCAGAAAUGCCAGCUGCCUGUUUGCCAACUACACCCAGCUGGCUACUAACCUUUAUGUGGUCGGCUACUUCAAUGACUUUAACAAAUUGGGGUGUAUCAGAUGCCACCAAAUGUGAUUUUUUUUUGGAGGGGGGGCAGAAUGUGUUGCCCUGACCUCCCACACCUCCAUAGCUGGCAACGUUUUUCAUUAUGCUGGCUACAUUCGAUUUUCGGGAACACAUUGAGGAGGGCGUGGCCUCCUUAGGCUACGGCUGUGUCUACAAUAACACCCUAUUCCCUAUAUAGUGCACUACUUUCGACCAGAGCCGAUAUGGUCGAUAGGGUCUGUUGUGAAUAGGGUGUCAUUUGAGGCGUUGCCUACCUGUAUGACAGCAUGCUCCGGUUUCCUUGGUUUCCUGAUUUCCUGGUUCAAAUUCCGUCAGAAGGAGAAGAAACGAUGUGACUGCAAGAGAAUCAAUUGUCAAGAAAGAAGCACUUAUAAAUUAUGAUAUUCUUUUCUUCUCAACUUUUUCUUUACUUUGAAGAACUUUAAAACAGAAUAUAGCUAUGCAGCGACAUUGGCUUCACUUGCUUCCAUUAUAAAUGCUGUUCCACAUAAGUCAUUGUAUGAUUGUACGUACGGCUGUUUUUUGAAUUUUGAACAAUGUUGUUUUAUUGUUUUCGCACUUCAAAAAAAAAAAAAAAGUGAUGUCAAUCAUCUAGUGACCAUGGUAACUGGUCUAAAAAACAUUAAGAGAAAAGACAAGACUGAUCAAGCAGGAGCAGUGGGUCUUUAAGACUGGGUUAGAUGCUCAUUGGUUUCCAGUAAUGUUUAUGCAUAGUACAUUCAGUAAUGUUAUAUUCUUAUUAUUUAACCAGGCAAGUCGGUUUCAGAACAAAUUCUUAUUUACAUUGACCGCCUACGCCGGGCCAAACCCGGACGACGCCGGGCCAAACUCGGACGACGCCGGGCCAAACCCGGGCCAAUUGUGCGCCGCUCUAUGGGACUCCCGAUCACGGAUGUGAUACAGGCUGGAUUCGAACCAGGGACUGUCGUGCACUGAGAUGCAGUGCCUUAAACCACUGCGCCACUCGGGAGCCCCCGUUUAUGCUUCAGUACAUUCAGUAAUGUUUAAGUAUUCGUUUUUCCAUCACAUUGUUAAAUGUCCGACAGGCUUUAGCGUUGAAGUUUAAACCAUUUUUUAUGUGUUCUUCGCAGCGGUUACUUCUGUUGUUAUUAUGACAUUGUAAACAGUACCCUUAUUAUUAUCAUUAGUAGUAGCUGUCCUGCUCUCUGUCACAUGUCCCUGAAUGAGACAGCUGUCUACAAGGACAUGAGGUAUCUGCAGCUCUCUAUAAGGACAUUAGAGAUAUCUGCAGCUGUCUACAAGGACAUGAGGUUUCUGCAGCUGUCUACAAGGACAUUAGAGAUAUCUGCAGCUGUCUACAAGGACAUUAGAGAUAUCUGCAGCUGUCUACAAGGACAUUAGAGAUAUCUGCAGCUGUCUACAAGGACAUUAGAGGUAUCUGCAGCUGUCUACAAGGACAUUAGAGGUAUCUGCAGCUGUCUAUAAGGACAUGAGGUAUCUGCAGCUGUCUAUAAGGACAUGGGAUUUUGUUCUGUUACAAAAACAAAUUAGCGACAGUUUAACGUCAGUCUACUCCGACUGACCGUUGAACUCCUCUUCAGAAGACACUCAUCAUUAUUCUAAACCUUUCACUGUUCUCUCUACCCAGUCAGUCCCCUGCCUAGCUUAAUAAACCAGACCAAUUAUUGGUAUACAGUCUGAAUCAAAGCACUGCUCGUUUCCUUACGAGCCAGAAUGUUGAAUAAAAUGACAUUUGAACUUCCGUUACCAGUUGUCUGUCCGGUUUGUCCUUCAGCUGGUUGAAAUAUCCACAGUAGUAGUAUUUAACAGCCUUUUUAGAGAGCUGGUAACACCUUUGAAAACGCUUGUCGCCUUGACGCAUGCACAGAACCAUGUAAACACCGGCAAGACUUGGGUCAGUACGCGUCGCCUGGCGGUACUUCACGUGCCUUUGGGUCAUGAGCAAAAGAAAAGGAUUUGCCACACACAGAGAUGUGCAUUUUGAAGUCUGUUUAAUAAUAAACUGCAUUGUUGGAAAAGGACCUGUCAGUCAGCCUUUCACUGUUAGUCUACACCUGUCGUCUACAGAAGUAUGUGACUAUUAACAUUGGAUUGAAUUGAUAACUGUGGAUAUUUUGUCUUAAAUUUCAACCAGCUGAAGGACCAACCCUAUGGACAAUCGGCAGAGUAAGUUCAAAUAUAAUUUUAUUAAUGUUUAGGUUUUUUUUCUUAUGUAAAUGUGCGUAGCUAUGCUGUACAUAGACAGACAGUCCUCUACUCUAUAUUCACCCUGCUCUAGUCUAGACUACUGGAGGAGGGUUAACAGACAGUCCUCUACUCUAUAUUCACCAUGCUCUACUCAAGACUACUGGAGGAGGGGAAACAGAAAGUCAGUCCUCUACUCUAUAUUCACCAUGCUCUAGUCUAGACUCCUGGAGGAGGGUUAACAGACAGUCAGUCAUCUACUCUAUAUUCACCAUGCUCUAGUCUAGUCUAGACUCCUGGAGGAGUGUUAACAGACAGUCAGUCCUCUACUCUAUAUUCACCAUGCUCUAGUCUAGUCUAGACUACUGGAGGAGGGUUAACAGACAGUCAGUCCUCUACUCUAUAUUCACCAUGCUCUAGUCUAGACUACUGGAGGAGGGUUAACAGACAGUCAGUCCUCUACUCUAUAUUCACCAUGCUCUAGUCUAGUCUAGACUCCUGGAGGAGGGUUAACAGACAGUCCUCUACUCUAUAUUAACCAUGCUCUAAUCUAGACUACUGGAGGAGGGUUAACAGACAGUCAGUCCUCUACUCUAUAUUCACCAUGCUCUAGUCUAGACUACUGGAGGAGGGUUAACAGACAGUCAGUCCUCUACUCUAUAUUCACCAUGCUCUAGUCUAGUCUAGACUCCUGGAGGAGUGUUAACAGACAGUCAGUCCUCUACUCUAUAUUCACCAUGCUCUAGUCUAGUCUAGACUACUGAAGGAGGGUUAACAGACAGUCAGUCCUCUACUCUAUAUUCACCAUGCUCUAGUCUAGUCUAGACUCCUGGAGGAGUGUUAACAGACAGUCAGUCCUCUACUCUAUAUUCACCAUGCUCAAGUCUAGACUCCUGGAGGAGGGUUAACAGACAGUCAGUCCUCUACUCUAUAUUCACCAUGCUCUAGUCUAGUCUAGACUACUGGAGGAGGGUUAACAGACAGACAGUCCUCUACUCUAUAUUCACCAUGCUCUAGUCUGGACUCCUGGAGGAGUGUUAACAGACAGUCAGUCCUCUACUCUAUAUUCACCAUGCUCUAGUCUAGACUACUGGAGGAGGGUUAACAGACAGUCCUCUACUCUAUAUUCACCAUGCUCUAGUCUAGACUCCUGGAGGAGGGUU
Molecule: messenger RNA, 8022 nt
Organism: Oncorhynchus tshawytscha (Chinook salmon)
Lineage: Eukaryota; Metazoa; Chordata; Actinopteri; Salmoniformes; Salmonidae
Gene: bmpr2b
Product: bone morphogenetic protein receptor, type II b (serine/threonine kinase)
Exons: 13
Coding region: 986-4540 (1184 amino acids)
Biological process (GO): BMP signaling pathway; protein phosphorylation; vasculature development
Cellular component (GO): plasma membrane; signaling receptor complex
Molecular function (GO): transforming growth factor beta receptor activity; ATP binding
Source: RefSeq, a predicted model, not a curated record